Messenger RNA from Pyricularia pennisetigena, 2118 nucleotides. RefSeq lists its product as uncharacterized. NCBI's taxonomy places the organism in Eukaryota, Fungi, Ascomycota, Sordariomycetes, Magnaporthales, Pyriculariaceae. Gene Ontology annotation, cellular component: cytoplasm. Bases 1 to 2118 code for a protein of 705 amino acids. Gene Ontology annotation, molecular function: G-protein alpha-subunit binding; guanyl-nucleotide exchange factor activity. The transcript is spliced from 6 exons. Gene Ontology annotation, biological process: G protein-coupled receptor signaling pathway. The record is from RefSeq and is a predicted model, not a curated record.
AUGAUGGGUAGCGAAACACUUAGGGGUACGGCAAAGCUAUCUGCCGUAAAAGGCUUGCUAGACUGCCUCACUCUUGACUUGAAGGAACACAACCUCUCCUCACAAGAGCGUGACGUGGCGCUCGAGCAGUUGAAAGUUUAUGGGAGAGAUCCCCGCGAUGCAGACCCCAUCUUUACAAAAGAAGGAAUAUCAACGCUGGCUGCGCACUCCUUCGAUGGCUCGUCAGAUACAAUAUCCAGAAAUGCGCUACGCUGCCUGGCCAAUGCAAUGCUUCUUCAACCCAGCUCCCGCCAAGAGUUCGUUGAUCUUGGAUAUCAUAUUAAGGCAUGCGCCAAGCUUGCAAGUGAUAGUUGGGACGACGAGUUCCUGAUUUCGCGGGUUCUGAUGCUGGCAGCAAACGCUAGAACGAUUGAUCAUGAGGUAUUGAUUACAAAGCAUGGCCUUGCAGAUCUUAUUGCCGCAAGGUUAGAGAGACAUGUCGACUUCUUGUCAGACGAGUGCUCAAGCUCGAACACCAUUGAGGGUAUGGCGCUCAGCGAAACUCUCAAGAUGAUGUUCGCUUUCCUACGGUUUUGUCCGAAACAUAGUGCGAGAUUCACAGGCGCCGCAGGCCAUAUUUUAACACUAAUAUGUCAGCGGCCGCUACCUGCUGAAUCCGUCCUCGACCCCCCUUUUGGUCCUUUGAUCAAUGCGCUAUGCAGCCUCGACCUCAAGGAUAAAAGUCUUGCGAGUAGUUUGUUCCCAAAGAGGGAUCCAACUCAUGUUAUAAGCAGGCUGAUCAACAUCCUCGACAGGGCUCUGGGUGAGUUCAAAGGCAGUGACAUGGACGACGCGACAAUCACCUUGCUUGCGGGGUCGUUGUGCGUUAUUUUUGAGGUUGCACCCGAGCCGGUUCGCAUAUUCAUGCAGGCCAGACUCCUACCUACCGAUGAAGACAGGAAGGAAGUUCUUGGCCGGACGGAGAGUCUGCCAUCAAAGCUCCUGAAGAUGAUGACUAACGCCAUGGCUCCGAGCUCGCGAAAGGCCAUAUCGCAUCUACUUUUUAAUCUUUCAGACAAGGAUGCUGCCAAGUUUGUGGAGAAAGUCGGAUAUGGAUAUGCCUCUGGCUUUCUUUUCGAAGAAAAAAUCCCAGUGCCACAAUCUGCGCUGGGCAGUGAAGGUGCAUCGGGUUCGACAGCGCAAGGAAGAGCUGUCAAUCCCAUAACGGGGCAGUUCCUGGACGCGGAGAAGCUGUCGGAUAUGCCUGAAAUGUCGCAGGAAGAGAAGGAGAGGGAGGCGGAGAGGUUGUUUGUCUUGUUUGAGAGACUCAAAAAGACUGGCAUUAUCGACGUGCAGAACCCGGUUGAGAAGGCAUUCCAAGAAGGCCGCUUCGAAGAGCUUGAGGAGGACGAAGAUGAUGGCGAAGAGAACAUCAAGAAAGCGGGGCCAAAGUACCAAGAAGAUAAUGUCUUCGGUCAUGAUCAGGACAUGCUCACUAGCGAUGGCAUCGUCGCCAAUGGCGACGCUUACGAUGAGCCGCGGGGUACCAUGGGCCAUCUAGGCGACGAAGCUGAUGAUGAAGUGGGCUACAACACGAUGGAGCCCGAGCCUGCUGGCUACAUCAACCCUCUGGCAUCGCAGCCAGUUAGCCACCCAGUCUUCGAUAACCAAGAGUCUAUCGUGCCAACCACUGGUAAAAAACGUGGUCGUCCGUCUCUUUCCAAGUCAUUGUCCCGGAAUGGCACACCCGCGAAAACACCCACUAAACCUGGAAGGCCUUCCAAAACCCCGCGCACCGAGAAAACCUCGAAGGCCGUAGCAACAGCUGUUUCAUCAGGUAAUGCGAAAAAGCGCAAUGCCGAUGCUGCGACUGAUGACGCGCCGCCCGCAAAGAGGGCGCGUGGCGGAAAGCUACUCAAAGCAGAGCGCACUCCUGAGCGCGUUCAGUCUCGAAGGGGCGCUGCUGAAGCGGCCAAGGCCACUUUCAGCACUGCGCUCAGGAAGGCUAAGAUUGUGGAAACCCAGUGCUUCCAAGCCGGGUCGCAAACCCGCUCGCAGGCCUGUUACUGCAAAAGCCGCUUCGGCGACUACUGUUACGGUAGAGGUGGCAGCACCGAAGAGGCGCGGUCGCAAGCCUAA